Trichophyton verrucosum HKI 0517 is the source of this 933-nucleotide messenger RNA. RefSeq lists its product as uncharacterized. Lineage: Eukaryota; Fungi; Ascomycota; Eurotiomycetes; Onygenales; Arthrodermataceae. Gene Ontology annotation, biological process: box C/D sno(s)RNA 3'-end processing; rRNA methylation. Gene Ontology annotation, cellular component: box C/D methylation guide snoRNP complex; small-subunit processome; nucleolus. Bases 1 to 933 code for a protein of 310 amino acids. Gene Ontology annotation, molecular function: rRNA methyltransferase activity; RNA binding; histone H2AQ104 methyltransferase activity. The record is from RefSeq and is a predicted model, not a curated record. The transcript has 4 exons.
AUGGCAUUUGGAGCUCCUCGAGGACGUGGUGGUGACCGUGGUGGUCGUGGAGGACGAGGAGGAAGGGGCGGUGCUCGCGGUGGUGGACGCGGUGGCUUCGGCGGACGCGGCGGUGGUGACAGAGGCGGCCGUGGAGGUGGACGAGGAGCCGCAAGGGGCCGUGGUGCUGGACGUGGUGGACGUGGUGGAAAGGCCGGUGCCCGUGGUGGUGCCAAGGUCAUUGUGGAACCCCAUCGUCACGGAGGCGUGUUCGUUGCGCGUGGUGGAAAGGAGGACCUCCUUGUCACCAAAAACAUCACUCCUGGAGAAUCUGUGUACGGCGAGAAGCGCAUAUCUGUCGAGGGACCCUCCACAGGUGAUGAGCCCGCUACCAAAGUUGAAUACCGUGUCUGGAACCCCUUCAGAAGCAAGCUUGCUGCAGGUAUCCUCGGUGGUCUCGAUGACAUCUACAUGAAGCCAGGGUCAAAGGUUCUCUACCUCGGAGCCGCCAGCGGUACCUCCGUCAGUCACGUUGCUGAAAUAGUUGGGCCCACCGGAACCGUUUACGCUGUGGAAUUCUCCCACCGGUCUGGUCGUGAUUUGAUUGGCAUGGCCACUCACCGCACCAACGUUAUUCCAAUUGUCGAGGAUGCCCGUCACCCUCUCCGCUACAGAAUGCUGGUUGGCAUGGUUGAUGUCAUUUUUGCUGAUGUUGCCCAACCUGACCAGGCCCGUAUCGUUGGCCUCAACGCUCAUCUCUUCUUGAAGACUGGCGGUGGUGUUAUUGUCAGUGUCAAAGCCAACUGUAUUGACAGUACCGCCAAACCAGAGGUUGUGUUUGCCAGAGAAGUACAAAAGAUGAGAGACGAGAAGAUAAAACCAAAGGAGCAGCUUACACUUGAACCUUUCGAGCGUGACCAUUGCAUUGUCGCUGGUAUCUACCGAGCAACUUAA